This is a messenger RNA of Drosophila guanche, 2317 nucleotides long. RefSeq names its product flap endonuclease GEN (gene Gen). Bases 53 to 2254 code for a protein of 733 amino acids. The record is from RefSeq and is a predicted model, not a curated record. Gene Ontology annotation, molecular function: 5'-flap endonuclease activity; four-way junction DNA binding. The transcript has 5 exons. Lineage: Eukaryota; Metazoa; Arthropoda; Insecta; Diptera; Drosophilidae.
CAAAUACUUUGAAUUUAAACUUUGUUUUGGUUUUGUUUAUGGAUAUUGAUCUAUGGGUGUUAAGGAACUUUGGACAGUAUUAACUCCACAUGCUGAGCGCAAGCCGAUUAAUGAGCUGCGCGGCAAGAAAGUGGCCAUUGACUUGGCCGGCUGGGUGUGCGAGAGCCUCAAUGUGGUGGACUACUUUGUGCAUCCGCGGCAUCAUUUAAAAAACCUUUUCUUUCGCACUUGCUACCUUAUAUGGGAGCAGGUCACUCCGGUGUUUGUGCUGGAGGGAGUGGCCCCGAAACUGAAGGGCCAAGUGAUUGCCAAGCGAAAUGAGCUGCAAUUUCGCGGAGUGCGACCCAAGGAGGCGGCCACCAGCACGCAGCAAGCUGCAGCAAAAGGAGACAAAGGACGCACUCGCUUCAACCAUGUGCUAAAACAAUGCGAAACGCUGCUGCUCUCCAUGGGCAUCCAGUGUGUCCAGGGCCCAGGUGAAGCGGAGGCCUACGGCGCCUUCCUCAACAAGCAUGGACUGGUUGAUGGCGUCAUUAGUCAGGACUCGGAUUGCUUUGCAUACGGCGCCAUUCGGGUGUAUCGCAACUUCUCAGUGUCCACGCAGGGAGCCCAGGCAGCCGCCGGUGGCGCUGUGGAUAUCUAUGACAUGCGGGAGAUUACGAGCCGCAUGGAUUUUGGCCAGCACAAGAUAAUUGUGAUGGCUCUGCUCUGCGGCUGUGACUACUGUCCAGACGGCAUUGGUGGCAUUGGCAGGGAUGGUGUCCUGAAGCUCUUCAACAAGUACAAGGAAACGGAGAUCCUCGAUCGGCUGAGAAGCUGGCGAGGCGAGACGGAUAAAUACAAUGCUCUGGAGAUGCGGGUGGACGAUAAAUCGAUUUGCAGCAACUGCGGACACAUUGGACGCACGCAGAGCCACACCAAGAGCGGCUGCAGCGUCUGUCGCACGCAUCGGGGAUGUGACGAGUCCCUGUGGAAGGAACAAAGACUUUCCAUUAAGGCUGAGCUGAUGCUGCGCAGGAAGGCUUUGCUGUCCGAAGAGUUUCCCAACGAGGAAAUCAUUUCCGAGUUUCUCAGUGAGCCGCCAACGAUCCCGCAGCUAGAACUUGGCUGGCGGCAGCCGAAUCUUGUCAAGUUCAUCAAGCAGAUUGGACAUCUGCUGCAGUGGCCAGAAAUCUAUUGCUUUCAGAAGUUCUUUCCGAUUCUCACCCGCUGGCAGGUGCAGCAGAGAGGAGGGCGAGUGGAGCUCGUUCAGCCGCUGGAGAUCGUCAAGAAGCGCACGGUGAAGGGAGUGGCCAGUCUGGAGCUGCGUUGGCAGGAUCCCAGUGGCAGCUUCAAAGGCCUCAUUCCAGACAAACAGAUCUCCGAAUUCGAACUGGAGCAUCCGAAGGGAAUCGAAGAGCUCUACUACACCGUGGAGCCGUUGGACAUGCUGGAAGCUGCGUAUCCCGAUUUGGUGGCAGCCUUUUUCAAGUCCAAAGAGAAGCCACCCAAGAAGGCAACGCGAAAGAAGAAAACAGAGCCGCUCAGCGCCAUUGAGAAUAUCCCAGAAGCAGGCAAGGAGAAGGCGAAACCAAAGCGUGUGGCCAAGAAGAAAAAAGCUGCCACGGAGCAGGCCCAGCCGUCACUGCAGCAAUUCCUUAGACGGGAGAGAAUUGGGGGGAAUCCUCCGCAACAACUGCCACAGCAAUGCUCCACGCCCAUCACCAAAUGCCUGCCCUCCGAUCUCGAAAGCGAUUGUGAUGCGGAAGAGUUUGACAUGUCGGAUAUAGUCAAUGGAAUCAUUUCGAAUCCUAAUGCUCAGCCAGCUGUCACGAAGCACGGGGGAAGGCAGCUGCACUACGAGGCCUUAUCCGAUGAUCUGAGCAUGCGUCUGGCUCAGCUGAGUCUGACCAAGGAGGAGCCAGCAGCUGCAGCAGCAGAUCACAAAAGAGAUCUCUCGCUGGUCGAGCAUCUGCCGCAGAGCAAGCGGCUCUCUCUGGAUGACAGCUUUGAUUUGCUGGUGAAGGGUGAUCUGAAGAAGGUCUCACACUUAAUCAGGACACCUGUGGAUCGCUUCAAGCAUCAGCAUCGCCUGAGUGGGCAGCCUGCCGUCGAGCCAUCGCCUGCCAAUGUGAGUUACUUCUUCAAUCAGAGCAGCGAUAAUGCCGAUGCCUUUGAGCAGCUGAUGAACUCCAGCCUGGGUGGGCCACAGCAACACGAAGAAGAGGAUGAGGAUGAAGAUGAAGAUGAAGACCUCGUGGUGAUCAGUGAUUAAGUUUACAGCUUAAAGUUUGCGAUUUAUUCGCUCUUUACAAAAUAAAACUUCUCCUCUCGCCAG